AUGUCCAUAUCGCAGUUGUGCCAACAGGACUCGGACAACGACAUCCACUCCAAACACGAUCUCGACCAGGAUCCCCUUGACCUCAACUCGGGUGACGAGUCUGAUUCUCACUACCAAUCCUACCGCCGUCAUCGCCAACAAGCCUUUUAUAACAACAACAAUGGCUACAGCGAAGCAUCCGAUAUGGAAGACAGCAACUAUCACCAACAUAAUCAUCACCAUGCUAUGACGGAUAACAGCAACCAGCCAGAUUCUGCUGAGCAGCUGGCUGCAGAGGCCCUUGGUGAUAUGGCCAAUGCCUCCCGUGCCGAUGCGACUUCACAAUCGGCCCCUGCUGGUCCCUUCAUGUCCCGCAUGACCAGCCUCCCCCUCGUUAACUCUGCUAUGAGUUCUGCCCUCAAGGCAUAUGAGAACACCAAGCAAAACAGCAAAGUCAUGAAGUAUGGUGCGGAGAUGGUAGAGUCGAGUGUCAAGUCCCUGUCAAAGCCGGUCUUUGAGAAACUCGAGCCGAAGCUUGGACAACUUGACGAUUUCGCGUGCCGCCAGCUCGAUAAGUUUGAAAAGGUCUACCCAAAAACAUCCGAUGCCCAGCCCUUUCCUUCGCCCACCGACUCGGCCAGAUCCUCCAAUGAUCUCCACCGCCCAGACUCGGGCUACAGCACCAACAACUACUUUGCCCACCGGUCACGCGGCGAUAGCAUCGACAGCACCUCCUCUGUUGCCAGCUCCCGUCCUAGCUUUGAUGUCCUCCGCUCCCGCAGCACCCGCCACGAAGAUGCAACGAUGAAGCACAGAUCCGAUGCUCAGCGGUCACACAACUCGUCGACAUCCUCAUUCCACUUCGCCACCUCACAAUCCUACCCAUACCAGCAGCAACAACAGCAGCAGCAGCAGCAACAGCAAGUCGGACCGCAGGGUGCCGCUGGUUCUCAGCAGCAGCUCUCUGGCUGGAAGGGAGUCGUGGCGUCCGUUGGUUCGGCAUCCGCCGCCGGUGUCGCCAUCUUUAGCGAGGAGAGCAUGAAGAGUUUGAAGUACUGCCUUCAAUGGCUCCAGUACGCCGUCCAGCACAUUGACCACCAGAUUGGCUUGCUCCGCGCCUUCCUCGCCUCCCUUGCUGGAUCUUCUCAAAACACUGAGAUCGUUCCCUCAACGGCAGCCUCCACCUUGGCAUCGAUCAAGAAAGAGGUCGUUGAGACCCUUCGCAAAGUCAUCAGCAUCGUCUCCCGGUAUGCUGGUGCCGCCCUUCCUGACCCCGCCAAGAUCAGCGUCCGUCAAUUUAUUCUCUCCAUGCCCGUCCGCUGGGCUACCUUGAACAACGAGUCGGUCCCCUCUACCCCUGUCGGAUCUCCCUCCUUGGGACCCGUUGACCGCUCUGCUGAUGACAUUGCCGCUCUCCAUGACACCUCUGAGCGCGCUGCCCGCGUCCUCGUCCUUGCCAACGAGUCCUCGGACAUGCUCCGCUCGGUUUCAUCCAUCUUCAAAGACUCUGUCGAUAAGGCCGAAAACUGGAUGGACAAGCUCCGCUAUGUUGGUAUGACCCCCCAGAACAGCGAUGGUCUGCCCAGCUGGGCCCCUACCGGCUUUCCUGGCGCCCCCGGUGGCGGUACCAUGCCUGGAGGAUUCCCUGGCUCUGGUCUUGAGCAGUACUCUCUUCGCCAGUCCCUGCCUCACCCUGCCAGCACCAACAACCACCACUCCCAUGGCUAUGCCACCCCUAAGGGAUCCCCCACGAGGAGUCUCAAGUCUUCCCCUCGCCUUGGAUCUCCCAAAUCCAACCACUACAACCGCCAUGCAUACCGCCAAACGAGCGUCAUGUCUGGCGACGAAGACUCUGCGUCCGAGUCUGAAGGCUCGCACAGCCCUCUUGGAGCCAUGGAUGACGACAGCUCGUUUGACGAGGAGGAUCUCUUCUCGCUCGGAACUGGCGCCACCAAUGGCCAUGGACCCAUGAAGCGCAGCAUGGGAUCCCUCACACACAACCAGGGCAAUGCUGUCCGCCGCCGCAAGAAGCGUGGCGAGAGCGCCGAGGUUGUGGCCGGCCUGGGACUUGCCGUUCCUGCCGGCAAUGGGCAUGCUGUUAAGCAGGAGCCCAUCUCAACUGUAAACUCAAUCCUAUUCGGCAUCGCAGUGGCCUAUGGAGCAUCCUACCUCACAGGAAUCGUCCACUUUGCCCACGACCUUGUGCACGACUUGGGUCUCCUCCAAGGCGAGAUCACCAGUCUCAACUCCCACGGGUUCCCUGCCGAUGUGGACCGAGUCUUUCACGGGAUGGACUUUUACGAGGACCCCACCACCCUUACUUCUGAGACGAAGAGUUUGGCGCUGACACUGUUCGUGAUUAACCACCGUCGGACUGGAAGUGUUGUUGAAGUGUUCGAGUACACCCGCAAGCAGGACGAAAAGGACGAUGGAAUUGGCCGCCGUCCAUGGAGCGAUGUGGUCUUUGUCUCUCCCGAGGCAACAUUUAUCGCGUACAACGGCAUCGCGUCCUCCAACGGUAUCACCGCCAACCCGAAUCGAACCCUCGUCUACGUCUCGGCUUUUCACGGUGGCGCCUUGGAUAUCUUCCAUCCCGGCUAUGCUGACACUUCAUCUCCAGAAAUGAAGAAAACAGUUGAGGACAAGAACCGCCUGAUAUUCGUAGAGUCCGUCAAACUGGGUUUCGUCAACGACAACGUCUUCUACGAUACGCUGACGAACUCACUCCUAGUCGCAGGGCACUCAAAGGUCCUUGAACUCGCCGCAGGAUUUAACGAGCCCGAGGGAGCACCCAUACAGAGUGCCUCAAAGGUGGUGCAAGUGACCAGGAACUGCGGUCAACAACAUCCAUUCCAGAGGUCGUCGGCGUCAUGGUUUUCAUUGUCGAGAGUCGGAGAUUGGCCAAAGGAUCGAUACCUUGUCAAGACGGUGUUGGAGGAUAGUGGGAGGGGUGUUGGUGGGAUCUCGACGGCGACGACUGCAGCAUUGUACAGGAGAAGGAAUAGUAUUGGUGGAGUAAAAGAAGGGGGGGAUGUGAUGUUGAUUGGAACGGGGUUCUCGGUGCAUGGGUUGUGGAGGUGUCCUGUUCCUGAGGGUGUUUGA
This is a messenger RNA of Linnemannia hyalina, 3081 nucleotides long. Lineage: Eukaryota; Fungi; Mortierellomycota; Mortierellomycetes; Mortierellales; Mortierellaceae. The record is from the annotation of a GenBank genome assembly.